AUGCGCCUCCCACUCCCUGGCCCAACAACCCUCACCCUCCUCCUCCUCACAACCCUCCACCCCCCGACAACAAAAGCAUGCACCCCACCCCCCGACCCAACCCCCGAAUACCUCCUCACGCGCGCGCCCUGCACCACGGACGCCACCUGCCAGACCACAACAACCACAACCACACCCCCGAGCACCGAAUUCUGCUUCCACCCAGCCAACCGCUGCCUCCCGCGCCUCGCCGCAGGGACAUGCUGCACGACCGACGCCGAAUGCACGGCCAACUACUGCCAGGCCGGGAGCUGCGCGCUGACGCAGACGGGGAAACCCUGCACGCAGGGAUCCGACUGCAGGACCGACGAUACCGAUCCGCAACAACGAUGGUGA
Molecule: messenger RNA, 375 nt
Organism: Aspergillus japonicus CBS 114.51
Lineage: Eukaryota; Fungi; Ascomycota; Eurotiomycetes; Eurotiales; Aspergillaceae
Exons: 2
Coding region: 1-375 (124 amino acids)
Source: RefSeq, a predicted model, not a curated record